This is a messenger RNA of Sorex fumeus (smoky shrew), 3371 nucleotides long. It is a transcript of the gene EBF1, whose product is annotated as EBF transcription factor 1. The transcript is spliced from 16 exons. The record is from RefSeq and is a predicted model, not a curated record. The coding region runs from base 877 to 2655 and encodes 592 amino acids. Gene Ontology annotation, biological process: regulation of transcription by RNA polymerase II. Lineage: Eukaryota; Metazoa; Chordata; Mammalia; Eulipotyphla; Soricidae. Gene Ontology annotation, molecular function: DNA-binding transcription factor activity, RNA polymerase II-specific; RNA polymerase II cis-regulatory region sequence-specific DNA binding.
GUCAAACUGGAUUCCAUAGGGAAAGCCUGCAAAUCACUUCUAUUUUAGCAAGGAGAAAACAGAAUCUCCUUCCAGCAGGGUCCACCCCUCUCUCUUUCUCUCCCUUUCCUCUCUCUCUCUUUCUCUCUCUGUCUUUCCCUCCCCCCCUUUCCUCUCUCCCUCUCUCCCCUUCCCCCCACCCCACUCUCCCUUUUCUGGUGUCUGUCUCCGGCAACCAGCGUCCUCCUCAUCUGUACGCACAGAAAGGAAAAGAAACAUCUCUGGUUGGGAGAGAAGGAGGAGAGGGGGAAAAAAAAAAAAGGAGCGAGGAAAAAACUUGCCUGGUUGUGGAAAAUGACACUUGAAGUAGCAAAGCCGGCAGCGCGAGUUGAGUCUAUUGUUUCUUAAAUUGCCAUCAAGGCUUUUUUUUUUUUUUGCUUUUUUUUUUUCUUCCUGUUUCUUCAAGUGAAGGGUACCUCUACAAAAGGAAACUCCAGCCCCUCCUGUCCACCGGCCUGUGAUCAUUACAAAAAAAAAGCAAAAAAAAAAAAAAGCACCCAAACCAAAAAUUAGCCAACCAAACAACCCCCAACAGCCAAGCAUACAUCUCUAUUUUUUUUUUCAAUUUUGGUCUUUUCGUUGGAUUUUCCCUUUUUUUGUCUCUCUCUUUUUUUUUCCGGUUGACGCUCAGUUUUGAGCGAAGGUUUACAUUUUUAAAAAAAAAAUUUUUUUUUUUGCUUCGCAGUCCGCCUUGAUCUUCUAGCGCGAGUUCAUCGUCUCCAAAAGAAAAAAAGAGAAAAAAAAUCCUCUGGCUGGCGUUUUUCUUUCCUUUUUUUUCUUCCCCCCCCCCAAUAUUUUCAAGGGGGAGGAGAUUUUCCGCAAGAAAAGGUUGUUUUCAUGUUUGGGAUUCAGGAAAGCAUCCAACGGAGUGGAAGCAGCAUGAAGGAAGAGCCGCUGGGCAGCGGCAUGAACGCGGUGCGGACGUGGAUGCAGGGCGCCGGGGUGCUGGACGCCAACACGGCGGCGCAGAGCGGGGUGGGUCUGGCCCGGGCCCACUUUGAGAAGCAGCCGCCUUCCAAUCUGCGGAAAUCCAACUUCUUCCACUUCGUCCUGGCCCUCUACGACAGACAGGGCCAGCCCGUGGAGAUCGAGAGGACAGCCUUUGUGGGGUUCGUGGAGAAGGAAAAAGAAGCCAACAGUGAAAAGACCAACAACGGGAUCCACUACCGGCUCCAGCUGCUCUACAGCAAUGGCAUCAGGACAGAGCAGGAUUUUUACGUGCGCCUUAUUGACUCCAUGACAAAACAAGCCAUAGUGUAUGAAGGCCAAGACAAGAAUCCUGAAAUGUGCCGAGUCCUGCUCACGCACGAGAUCAUGUGCAGCCGCUGUUGUGACAAGAAAAGCUGUGGCAACCGAAAUGAGACUCCCUCAGAUCCAGUGAUAAUUGACAGGUUCUUCCUGAAAUUCUUCCUCAAAUGUAACCAGAAUUGCCUAAAGAAUGCCGGGAACCCGCGGGACAUGCGGAGAUUCCAGGUCGUGGUGUCUACCACCGUCAACGUGGACGGCCACGUCCUGGCGGUCUCCGACAACAUGUUCGUCCACAAUAACUCCAAGCACGGGCGGAGGGCGCGGCGCCUUGACCCCUCGGAAGGUACGCCCUCUUAUCUGGAACAUGCAGCAACGCCGUGUAUCAAAGCCAUCAGCCCGAGCGAAGGCUGGACGACGGGCGGGGCCACGGUCAUCAUCAUCGGCGACAACUUCUUCGACGGGCUGCAGGUCAUAUUCGGUACCAUGCUGGUCUGGAGCGAGCUGAUCACCCCUCACGCCAUCCGUGUGCAGACCCCCCCUCGGCACAUCCCUGGCGUGGUAGAAGUCACCUUGUCGUACAAGUCCAAGCAGUUCUGCAAGGGGACGCCCGGCAGGUUCAUCUACACAGCCCUGAAUGAACCCACCAUUGACUACGGUUUCCAGAGGUUACAGAAGGUCAUCCCGCGGCAUCCUGGAGACCCUGAACGUUUGCCCAAGGAAGUGAUCCUCAAGCGGGCCGCGGACCUGGUGGAGGCGCUGUACGGGAUGCCGCACAACAACCAGGAGAUCAUCCUGAAGAGGGCGGCCGACAUCGCCGAGGCCCUGUACAGCGUGCCCCGCAACCACAGCCAGCUCCCGGCGCUCACUAACACGUCGGUACACGCGGGCAUGAUGGGCGUCAACUCCUUCAGCGGGCAGCUGGCCGUCAACGUGUCCGAGGCAUCGCAGGCCACCAACCAGGGUUUCACCCGUAACUCCAGCAGCGUGUCCCCCCACGGCUAUGUGCCCAGCACCACACCCCAGCAGUCCAACUACAGCUCGGUGACCACGAGCAUGAACGGAUACGGCACAGCGGCCAUGUCCAACCUGGGUGGCUCCCCGACCUUCCUCAACGGCUCUGCCGCCAACUCGCCCUAUGCCAUUGUGCCCUCCAGCCCCACCAUGGCCUCCUCCACGAGCCUCCCGUCCAACUGCAGCAGCUCCACCGGCAUCUUCUCCUUCUCACCAGCCAACAUGGUCUCAGCCGUGAAGCAGAAGAGCGCCUUCGCGCCUGUGGUCAGACCCCAGACCUCCCCGCCGCCCACUUGUACCAGCACCAAUGGGAACAGCCUGCAAGCUAUUUCUGGCAUGAUUGUUCCUCCCAUGUGAAAAUUGCCUUGAAGAAACUUUUAUUAAUGAAGAAGUUGGAUUCUGCCACAGAGAGUAAUCUGAUACAAGUCCCAGCGUGGAACUUUUAAACUCAGGCCUUUUAAAGAGAGUCACAGUAACUGCAGAUUUUUAAACAAACAACAUCACCGACCUUGCAAAUACUGAAAUCGGAAGGGGUCUACAAGCGCAGGGUGAUGGUGAAAGUUGGACCUCCCAGGCUUUUUUUUUUUUUUUGAGGGGGGUGGGGGAAUAUAUUUAUUCUGUGUCGAUAAAAGCAAAUCUUUCUUUCUUUCUUUUUUUUUUAAAGCUUAAAACUCCACAAUCAUUUGUCUUUUAUAAACCGUAAAGCUGUAUACAAGGGACACUAUAAAUAAGACUCCGUGUUUUAAUUUAUGAUGUUUUCAAAGCUGUGUAAAGGGAGAAUGAAGUGGUGAUAUUUACAAAAAAAAUGGUUAAAAAAGGAAAAAGUUUAAAAAGUUCGAGAAAAAAAAAGCUUGUAUGGGACAGAAUAGGAAUGCCAGUUAGAUUUUUUCUAGAAAACUAAAAGGGUCGGCUUUUGCGCCUUAAAGCAUUUCCCAUGGUAGUUAGCUCAGACCGUGCAUUUCCAAUAUCUGACAUGCCCCCCCUGGCCUGCAAGCGCCUCUCGCACUUACCUCCCUGUCUUAAGUCAUCAGGGCAGCCUGGAAAGUUCCAGGAAGGCGAGAGAAUGAUCACCU